Euleptes europaea (tarantolino) is the source of this 951-nucleotide messenger RNA. Its product is annotated as olfactory receptor 11G2-like. The record is from RefSeq and is a predicted model, not a curated record. Bases 1 to 951 code for a protein of 316 amino acids. The transcript has a single exon. Gene Ontology annotation, biological process: G protein-coupled receptor signaling pathway. NCBI's taxonomy places the organism in Eukaryota, Metazoa, Chordata, Lepidosauria, Squamata, Sphaerodactylidae. Gene Ontology annotation, molecular function: olfactory receptor activity; G protein-coupled receptor activity. Gene Ontology annotation, cellular component: membrane.
AUGGUGUUGGCCAAUGGGACCGGAGUGCAGGAAUUCAUUUUGCUGGGAUUUGGAGUCGGGCAACACGAACGGUUUCUGCUUCUCAUAUUUUUCAUUAUUCUGUACAUCCUCAGUAUGGCUGAGAACCUCGCCAUCAUCAUACUGGUGGUUCUAGAUGCCCACUUGUCCCAGCUUCCCAUGUACAUCCUGCUGAGCAACUUCUCCUGGCUAGAGAUGUGUUACGUGACGGCCACUGUGCCCCGUAUGUUGUUUGACCUGCCGUCCCAUCAUGGGAUCAUCUCCUUCCAUUCCUGCUUCCUUCAGUUCUAUGUCUUCUUCUCACUGGGCACUACUGAAAGCUUCUUCCUCUCUGCCAUGGCCUUGGAUCGGUACUUGGCCAUCUGCCACCCUCUACGAUAUCCACAGAUUAUGUCCAAAGAUUUCUGCUAUGCUCUGGUAGCCGUUUGUUGGCUCCUUGGUUUCCUGUGGUACAUUUUCCCAAUGAUCUUGAUCUCCAAGUUGUCCUUCUGCGGCCCCAACAUCAUUGACCACUUUCUGUGUGAUCCUGGGCCAAUUUUUUCCUUGGCCUGCCCGCCACUUGGAAUUGCCCCUAGUGUCUGCCAGUUUUUUAUGAAUGCUUCCGGUUUAGUCAACGUCACAUUUGCGGUGCUAUCCUAUAGCAUUGUGGUUCUCACCCUGACGAAAAGCUCUUAUCGAGGUGGACGUAGGAAGGCAUUCUCCACCAUAUCUUUUCACCUGGUGGUCGUAACACUUUAUUAUGGGUCUAUUGCGGCCAUAUACUUAGUUCCAAGCGGAGAAAAUCAAUCGGAGGUCACGAAGGCAGUAACACUUUUCUACACUGCCGUGACACCCUUUCUCAACCCUCUGAUCUACACUCUGAGGAACGAUCAGGUGAAGGAGGCAGCAAGCCGGUUGUGGAAGAGACUUCAGACGAGAAAAGGGGCCGAAUAA